Molecule: messenger RNA, 11043 nt
Organism: Chlorocebus sabaeus (green monkey)
Lineage: Eukaryota; Metazoa; Chordata; Mammalia; Primates; Cercopithecidae
Source: RefSeq, a predicted model, not a curated record
UUCGCCUGCCUCGGCCUCCCAAAGUGCUAAGAUUACAGGCGUGAGCCACCGUGCCCAGACUGUAAGUUUGUUUAUAAUAGUUAUUAACUAGAAACACCUUAAGUGCUCAAUAAUAGGGGGACUGAUUAAAUGAGCUGUGGUACAUACAUGUGAUAGAAUACCCUUUCUUUAACAGUGAUGUAGAGGAAUAUUUAUAGAUGUGGAAAGAUACUCAAUAUUUGUAAACUGAAAAAGCAGAUUGUAAAACAGUAUGGGUAGGUUGAUCCUUGUUUUUGCUUAUGGAGUGUGUGUGUGUGCAUGCAUGUAUAUGUGUGUGUGUGUACAAUGUUCUACAUAUUAUGUGGGAAAAUGCCAGGAAGACUAUAGGCCGAAUGUUAGGUGAUACUGUGUUUCGUGUGUUGAAAUUACAGUUGACUGUUACUCUUUUUACUUUCCUGAAUUUCCCACACAUAAAGCAUGCCAUGUGAUAAAGCAUGCCAUGUGGUAGAGCGUCUUGGAUCAGAUCCCGUUUCCCAUUUACUACUACUGGUUAUGUGAACUUGGGCAAGUUUUGUAUUUCCUUAUCUGUGAAAUGGGGAUAAUAAUAUCCAGCUCAUAGUGCCCACAUGUAAUAUUUAAUAAAUGUUACCUUGAUCUCACUGAUCUGAUAUGGUGAUUAAAGCCAGUAUUCUAUUCUUAGUAAUACAGAAUUUCCAAGCAGAAUAAUUGUGUUAUGUAAGUUUUAUCAAACUGUCAUGGAAAGCAUUUCAGGGCAUUCUGACAAACUAUUUUGUUGCUUCUGGUCAUUGAGAAAUAUUUUGUUGAGUUUUAUUUGCCUUAAAACUGAAAUGCUUUCCAUUGCCAAUACGUUUUAUUUUGAAUUGAAGGCAUUUUUCUUCUUCUGUUGUUGUCUUGAAUAGUCCUGUAUACAUUUUUGAAGGUCAGGGUCUGAUCUUUCUUUCCUUUUAUAGAGGAGUUAGAGUGGGAUGUGAGUCAUUAAAGUCACUGUUGAGUGCCUUUUCUUUGACAGGCACUAGGUAGACAUCAGAUUUGCAGCGGCGUCCUGGACAGACAUGUCUCUGCCCUGUGAAUGACAUAUGGAAGUGACCAGUGUGGUUCAAAGCCAGGAGGCCCACUCAAUAAAUAGAUGGUUACUACAGACUGAUUGCAUUGCACAGAUGAUGGAUGUUUACGUGUGUUUGAAACGAGCAUCCUGGAUGGUGGACAAUAAAAGAAUGAGGACUGCUUCAAAUUUCCAGUGGCUCUUAUCAACAUUUAUUCUUCUGUAUCUAAUGAAUCAAGUAAAUAGCCAGAAAAAGGGAGCUCCUCAUGAUUUGAAGUGUGUAACUAACAAUUUGCAGGUGUGGGACUGUUAUUGGAAAGCACCCUCUGGAACAGGCCGUGGUACUGAUUAUGAAGUUUGCAUUGAAAACAGGUCCCAUUCUUGUUAUCAACUAGAGAAAACAAAUAUUAAAAUUCCAGCUCUUUCACAUGGUGGUUAUGAAAUAACAAUAAAUUCUUUACAUGAUUUUGGAAGUUCUACAAGUAAAUUCACACUAAAUGAACAAAACGUUUCCUUAAUUCCAGAUACUCCAGAGAUCUUGAAUUUGUCUGCUGAUUUCUCAACCUCUAUAUUAUACCUGAAGUGGAAUGACAGGGGUUCAGUUUUUCCACACCACUCAAAUGUUAUCUGGGAAAUUAAAAUUCUACGUAAAGAGAGUAUGGAGCUCGUAAAAUUAGUGACCCACAACACAACUCUGAAUGGCAAAGAUACACUUCAUCACUGGAGUUGGGCCUCAGAUAUGCCCUUGGAGUGUGCCAUUCAUUUUGUGGAAAUUAGAUGCUACAUUGACAAUCUUCAUUUUUCUGGUCGCAAAGAGUGGAGUGACUGGAGCCCUGUGAAGAACAUUUCUUGGAUGCCUGAUUCUCAGACUAAGGUUUUUCCUCAAGAUAAAGUGAUACUUGUAGGCUCAGACAUAACAUUUUGUUGUGUAAGUCAAGAAAAAGUGUUAUCAGCACUGAUUGGCCAUACAAACUGCCCCUUGAUCCAUCUUGAUGGGGAAAAUGUUGCAAUCAAAAUUCAUAAUAUUUCUGUUUCUGCAAGUAGUGGAACAAAUGUGGUUUUUACAACCGAGGAUAACAUAUUUGGAACGGUUAUUUUUGCUGGAUAUCCACCAGAUACUCCUCAACAACUGAAUUGUGAGACACAUGAUUUAAAAGAAAUUCUAUGUAGUUGGAAUCCAGGAAGGGCGACAGCAUUGGUGGGCCCACGUGCUACAAGUUACACUUUACUUGAAAGUUUUUCAGGAAAAUAUGUUAGAUUUAAAAGAGCUGAAGCACCUACAAAUGAAAGCUAUCAAUUAUUCUUUCAAAUGCUUCCAAAUCAAGAAAUAUAUAAUUUUACUUUGAAUGCCCACAAUCCUCUGGGUCGAUCAGAAUCAACAAUUUUAGUUAAUAUAACUGAAAAAGUUUAUCCCCAUACUCCUACUUCAUUCAAAGUGAAGGAUAUUAAUUCAACAGCUGUUAAACUUUCUUGGCAUUUACCAGGCAACUUUGCAAAGAUUAAUUUUUUAUGUCAAAUUGAAAUUAAGAAAUCUAAUAGAGUACAAGAACAGCGGAAUGUCACAAUCAAAGGAGUAGAAAAUUCAAGUUAUCUUGUUGCUCUGGACAAGUUAAAUCCAUACACUGUAUAUACUUUUCGGAUUCGUUGUUCUACUGAAACUUUUUGGAAAUGGAGCAAAUGGAGCAAUAAAAAACAACAUUUAACCACAGAAGCCAUUCCUUCAAAGGGGCCUGACACUUGGAGAGAGUGGAGUUCUGAUGGAAAAAAUUUAAUAAUCUAUUGGAAGCCUUUACCCAUUAAUGAAGCUAAUGGAAAAAUACUUUCCUACAAUGUGUCAUGUUCAUCAGAUGAGGAAACACAGUCCCUUUCUGAAAUCCCUGAUCCUCAGCACAAAGCAGAGAUACAGCUUGAUAAGAAUGACUACAUCAUCAGCGUGGUGGCUAAAAAUUCUGUCGGCUCAUCACCACCUUCCAAAAUAGCGAGUAUGGAAAUUCCAAAUGAUGAUCUCAAAAUAGAGCAAGUUGUUGGGAUGGGAAAGGGCAUUCUCCUCACCUGGCAUUACGACCCCAACAUGACUUGUGACUACGUCAUUAAGUGGUGUAACUCGUCUCGGUCAGAACCAUGCCUUAUGGACUGGAGAAAAGUCCCCUCAAACAGCACUGAAACUGUAAUCGAAUCUGAUCAGUUUCGACCAGGUGUAAGAUAUAAUUUUUUCCUGUAUGGGUGCAAAAAUCAAGGAUAUCAAUUAUUACGCUCCAUGAUUGGAUAUAUAGAAGAAUUGGCUCCCACUGUUGCACCAAAUUUUACUGUUGAGGAUACUUCUGCAGAUUCGAUAUUAGUAAAAUGGGAAGACAUUCCUGUGGAAGAACUUAGAGGCUUUUUAAGAGGAUAUUUGUUUUACUUUGGAAAAGGAGAAAGAGACACAUCAAAGAUGAGGGUUUUAGAAUCAGGUCGUUCUGACAUAAAGGUUAAGAAUAUUACUGACAUAUCCCAGAAGACACUGAGAAUUGCUGACCUUCAAGGUAAAACAAGUUACCACCUGGUCUUGCGAGCCUAUACAGAUGGUGGAGUGGGCCCAGAGAAGAGUAUGUACGUGGUGACAAAGGAAAAUUCUGUGGGAUUAAUUAUUGCCAUUCUCAUCCCAGUGGCAGUGGCUGUCAUUGUUGGAGUGGUGACAAGUAUCCUUUGUUAUCGGAAACGAGAAUGGAUUAAAGAAACCUUCUACCCUGAUAUUCCAAAUCCAGAAAACUGUAAAGCGUUACAGUUUCAAAAGAGUGUCUGUGAGGGAAGCAGUGGUCUUAAGACAUUGGAAAUGAAUCCUUGUACCCCAAAUAAUGUUGAGGUUCUGGAAACUCGAUCAGCAUUUCCUAAAAUAGAAGAUACAGAAAUAAUUUCGCCAGUAGCUGAGCGUCCUGAAGAUCGCUCUGAUGCAGAGCCUGAAAACCAUGUGGUUGUGUCCUAUUGUCCACCCAUCAUUGAGGAAGAAAUACCAAACCCAGCAGCAGAUGAAGCUGGAGGGACUGCACAGGUCAUUUACAUUGAUGUUCAGUCGAUGUAUCAGCCUCAAGCAAAACCAGAAGAAGAACAAGAAAAUGACCCUGUAGGAGGGGCAGGCUAUAAACCACAGAUGCACCUCCCCAUUAAUUCUACUGUGGAAGAUAUAGCUGCAGAAGAGGACUUAGAGAAAACUGCAGGUUACAGACCUCAGGCCAAUGUAAAUACAUGGAAUUUAGUGUCUCCAGACUCUCCUAGAUCCAUAGACAGCAACAGUGAGAUUGUCUCAUUUGGAAGUCCAUGCUCCAUUAAUUCCCGACAAUUUUUGAUUCCUCCUAAAGAUGAAGACUCUCCUAAAUCUAAUGGAGGAGGGUGGUCCUUUACAAACUUUUUUCAGAACAAACCAAACGAUUAACAGUGUCAGCGUGUCACUUCAGUCGGCCAUCUCAAUAAGCUCUUAUUGCUAGUGUUGCUACAUCAGCACUGGGCAUUCUUGGAGGGAUCCUGUGAAAUAUUGUUAGGAGGUGAACUUCACUACAUGUUAAGUUACACUAAAAGUGUUCAUGUGCUUUUAAUGUAGUCUAAAAGCCAAAGUAUAGUGACUCAGAAUCCUCAAUCCACAAAACUCAAGAUUUGGAGCUCUUUGUGAUCAAACCAAAGUUUUCUCAUGUACUCUACCUUCAAGAAGCAUUUCAAGGCUAAUACCUACUUAUACGUACAUGUAAAACAAAUCCCGCCACAACUGUUUUCUGUUCUGUUGUUUGUGGUUUUCUCAUAUGUAUACUUGGUGGAAUUGCAAGUGGAUUUGCAGGCCAGGGAGAAAAUGUCCAAGUAACAGGUGAUGUUUAUUUGCCUGACGUUUACUCCUUUCUAGAUGAAAACCAAGCACAGAUUUAAAAACUUCUAAGAUUAUUCUCCUCUAUCCACAGCAUUCACAAAAAUAAUUUUUGAUGUAGCGACAGUGAUUUAGUGUUUUGUUUGAUAAAGUAUGCUGAUUUCUGUGCCUACUGUAUAAUGGUUAUCAAACAGUUGUCUCAGGGGUACAAACUUUGAAAACAAGUGUGACACUGACCAGCCCAAAUCAUAAUCAUGUUUUCUUGCUGUGAUAGGUUUUGCAAGCCUUUUCAUUAUUUUUUAGCUUUUAUGCUUGCUUCCAUUAUUUCAGUUGGUUGCCCUGAUAUUUAAGAUUUACAUUUCUAAGACUAUAGACCCAUGUUUCUUUUAAAUCAUUUUAUUUUGUGAUAGUGACAGCUUUAUAUGAACAAAUUCAAUAUUAUUCAUAAGCAUAUAAUUCCAGUGAUUUACUAUGUGAGAUGACUACUAAGCAAUAUCUAGCAGCAUUAGCUGUCUGUAUUCUGAUUGGGUUUCGUUCCUCCUGAGGAGACCAUGCCAUUGAGCCUGGCUACCCAGGCAGUGGUGAUCUUUGACACCUCCUAGUGGAUGUUCCUCCUGCUCGUGAGUCUUUUCAUCAUGCCAGAUUAUCUGAUCCAGUACUCACAUUUUUAAAUAUAAAACAGAGAAUGCUUCUUACAGGAACAGUUACCCAAGGGCUAUUUCUUAGUAACUGUCAUAAACCGAUCUGAAUCCACGGGCAUACCUGUGUUGCAGGUGUAGCAAUUGCUUGGUGAGCUGUGCAUAGUUGGGUGCCUUCAGCACAGCAUCCUCUGCCCACCCUUGUUUCUCAUAAGCGAUGUCUGGAGUGAUUGUGGUUCUUGGAAAAGCAGAAGGAAAAACUAAAAAGUGUAUGUUGUAUUUUCCUUGCCCUCAGGUUGCCUGUGUAUUUUACCUUUUCAUAGUUAAGGCAAAAGUACUUGAAAAUUUUAAGUGUCCAAAUAAGAUAUGCCUUUUUUGUUUGGUUUUUUGGUUUUUUGUUUUUUAUCAUCUGAGGUUCUGUAAUGUAUUUACAAAUAAUGGAUCAGUUAAUUUUUUUGAAGCUCAUAUUGUAUAUUUUUAAAAACCAUGUUGUGGAAAAAAGCCAGAGUGACAAGGGACAAAAUCUAUUUACGUUCUCUGUGUAUGAAUCCUGAUUUUAACUGCUAGGAUUCAGCUAAAUUUCUGAGCUUUAUGAUCUGUGGAAAUUUGGAGUGAAAUGCAAUUCAUUUUGUACAUACAUAGUAUAUUAAAACUAUAUAAUAGUUCAUAGAAAUGUUCAGUAAUGAAAAAUAUAUCCAAUCAGAGCCAUCCCUAAAUAGUGUUCUCUUGUCUUCCUUUGUAUCCUCUUUGGCUCCUUGCCUUAGCUUCCACCCCAGACAUGAGAUCUGGGGCUGCCUUCUCUCCCUGCCAAAUUUUGCUGUUACCAUAGUCUGCUUGCCCUCAACUCCUGCCUUGUUCCCUGUUGAAAUGUAUCAAUCCCAUACUUUAUCUCUCCAGGACAAGGAUAGGCGUUGGCUACAGUAAACAUUUAUUGCUCUAAACGACACUAACCUGAGAUAACCAGAAAAGACCAGAAGAGAUUGUUUGAUCUUUGUCUGUCAAUAUAUAUGCAUUUCAACUGUGACCAUCUGGAUCCAGGGCCCUUUCUAACCUAUAUAACGACUCAUUUGUUUGGCUAAUGAUGAAUAUCACUGGGCUCUUAAGUCCUUUCGUUCUCUGCAAGACUUCACUGUUUUUUCUGUAUGAAAAAAGUGCAGAAUAUCACUCACCUUUCCCCUACUUCUGGAGUUUCAUACACAAGGAUCACUAGCUUAAUGAGAAGCAGAGUAACACUAUUAAGUCUGGGCAAGCUCCUUGUAAGUUGCUGUAUGCUUAAAAGAGUGUGGUUUGUGUCUGAGGCCAAAGCGGUUUUCCUUGUUUUUCCUCAUUGAAUUGAAGACAGCUAGACCCUUGUGCAGAUCCCAGGAUAUUACCUCUCCUCCCACUCCACCUGUGUGUGUAGGGAGAGCAACAACACGGGAAGAGGAGAGGGAAGUGGGAAGGAGAGAUUAGUCGCAUGUCCAGUUGUCUGAGACACUGGUAAAUGUGCACUGUUUGUCAAUGCUGGUUGCAUGCCUGCAUUUACAAGGUGUUCUCAUACUGAUUGUGCUCUGUCCAGUUAGAUUUGUGGCUUCUCCCUUGGAAGCGACAAUUAAGGACUAGUUAGAGGCAGAGCUAGAUGUGUUCUCUCCAGCCCUUACUGACUGGGAAAAUAAUUGAGAAAUCCCUCUUUUCCUCUUCAGUGAAAGCCCAGUCAUUGGUUAGAAAAAUCUAUAUGUCAAACUAGCAUUAUGUUCCAUCAUAUCUGUGGGGUAGUAAUUCAUGUAAGACAUAUUUUUACCUCUCUUAUGAGUCAAUUCACUUACAAGCCAGUUUCAACUCAAGCUUCCCUUCCGAGGAAUGGAGGUCAUUAUGGGGCUCAUUUAUGAGUGACCAUUUUAAAUAAAUAAUAUUUAAUAUUACAUUAUUAAAGACUUAGCUAGACUUUUAACAUUAGAUGAACUCGUGAAUCAUAUAGUGCAUAGAUUAGCACAUGUGUGCAAUCUAGGUCAUCAGCUUGUUGAAUUUAUGCAGCCCUGGAUUUGAAACUGUGGCCCUGAGUGUCUGGAUAGUUGAGUUGUGUGUUUAUGUGCUUAUGUGAUAGAGGUGCUUUGUUCCUGCAGCCUAGAAACAGAAGCAGCCAUUCAUCGAGAAGUUUAAGAGAGGAAGUAUCAACCUCAUUUUCCAAACCAGCAUUACUUUCACGGCUCAUGGAUCUGAAAGAUUACAUUUAGAACAUUUAGUACUAUUACACUCUCAGAAACUGUGGUAAAAUGUCACAUUUUCAAAACUUCAUGCACAUUGUAUUCUUGUUGGAAAUAAGUCCUGUAGUUUCUUAAUUGUCUUCAUGCCGUCCAUAUUUAACAAACAUUACAAGUCCUUUUUGUAUUUGGGUAAUUAUUUGUAAUUUAAUGAAGGAGACCAGGGAAUGUUUUCUUCCAAAGGGAAUUUAAAAUCAAUUUUACGGUAUUUUGAAAGUAAAAUAUUCAUUAACAUGUCAAUAUUUUGAAAACAUUAUCUCAGAGUUUUCUAUCGCUCAGGUAUAUAAUCUGAUAAAAUUUUUUUGUUCUAAGGUUAUUUUUGCUAUUCUCUAUUUUGAAUUAUGUUAAAAUUUGUGUGCAUUUUAUGAAAUGCCUUUUUUCUUAUUUUGAAAGUGUAAAAUUGGGCAUCUCAGAGUAAAAGGGGGGAUUAUUAGCUACAAAAACUAGACACGUCGUGAAAGCUCAGUAACUAAUUUUCUUGACCGAGUCCUAUCCCAGAGUGUCACAGAUUCAACAGAAUUUUCCUGAAGGGCGAUACACAUCAAAAUCUAGGUUGUGUAGAUCUGAGACUAUUGACUCAAAGAUUCAAAUCUACUUUGGAAGUGACUGCAUGGUUUGAAUGAAAACUGAGGAAGGGCUCAUGCCUGUUAUCACUAGAUAUUUAUUUCUCCAUAAUUUUAAGUGUUCAUACUUCCUUCUUAUUUGAUGGGUAUGCAACUGGGGCAUGUUUGUACCAGCCAGCGUGUGUUCUGCCCAACAGUGUGUCCAUGUGUGAAGUUAACUAAUUCAGAACUCAUUCUCUUGAUAAACUUUUUCUUGAAAGCAUCUAUUUUAAGUCUUUAUUUCCUGCUGAAAUGAAGUUUCAUGCUGUCAUGCCCAUCUUAUUUAUUCUAGAAGAAAAUUUUCAUAGAAGAAAAUGAUUUAUGGCCAAAGUUACAGAACAUUCAUCUUUUAGACUUAGCCUUAGAAUAUCAUUGGAAAUUACUUGGCUUGAAUUUGGUUCAUUUAUAUCUUUAUGGAUUAUGUACCAGGGCCAUUAAUAACACUUAAACCCCUUAUUUUGCUAUGGUGGUUAGAUUUUUUAUUCCUUUUCAGUUAUGCUGUUAAUUAUUACAUGGUCACAUUCAUGCUUAUUACAGAUGAACUAUUUUUAGUGCCAAUGUAAAGGAUUAAGGAUAGCAUUCAAUUAGUUGGCUGAUAUGUCAGGCUUUAUUGUACAUGGUAAUGUUUCAGGGAGUGUGAUUUGGUCUAGAAUAUAUCCAGAUCCUUACGAUAUUGGGUUAUGACAGGAUUCUAUUAUUUUUAGCCAUGAAUGGUGCUUAUUUUUCCCUGUAUUAGGAAUGUUAAUAUUUGGAUUAUCAGAGUCCAUGUUAUAAACAGAAUUUAUCUAUGCAAGACAAAUUCUAACUGUGCAACAUUUUCAUGAGAAUUAAAAGUAGUGUGUUAAGGGGAAACUCUGAAUGUUUUUAUGUAUAAGUGCCUAGCUAAAGAACCAUAGAACAAUAAAUCAAAAGCUCUUAUAAAAGAAAAACUGACUGAACAUUAACCAGAAACAAAAUAUUAAUAAUUUACAUUAUUUUUUUGGUUGCUGGGACUGAAUACCCCAAAAACUAAGAGAUGUGAGUGGAGAAAAUGUCUACUUGAUAAGAAAAUUGAUUUAUAUUAUAUUUACGUGUGUCUUCUAAGAUUGCCUUUACAGUAGCCAAUCAGAACUUUAAAAAAAAAAAAAGCUAACAACAUAGAUCCUGUGUGUUGCACAUAUGACUAAAAUACUUUGCACACCAGAUUGAAUGACUCAAGUUGUUGAAUUUCCUUACACAUUUAAAGUGUACUUUCGUUUAGAAUUAUUCCAUUUUAAAUGGGUAACUUUCAACUUCUGAACUAUUUUCCUAAACAUUCCAGUAGUGUAUUAUAAAAGAUCAAAAUAUCUCUAGGUGGUAAUACAAUUUUCAUUUGUAACAUGGAAAAGUUAACUGUUAGGUUUAACAUUAGUGUUUUUGCAAUUGAUCAUAGAAAAGAACACUGAAUAAUGGUUUUCAUACAAUUUUUGUUAAACAUUCUUUUCCCAGUUUGAUUCCAAAUACUUUUUCCCAUUUUUUCUAAUAUAUCAUAAACUAGUGGUUCCUUCCAUUUAAUUUUUCCUUCCAACAUAGUAUUUAGGAAAAAUAUAAAUAACAUUGUGAGUAGCAGGAGACAACACGAAAAAAGAAGCCUUUCAUUGUUGCAGAGGUGUAGGUAUUAUGUGAUUGAUGCCCUUCCUGGCAUUUGUUUUAUCCUGUUAUUUUCUCAAAAAAGAGCAUGGCUUUUUCUUAAAUACAUUUUAAUUCAGAAUUGCUUGCAAAGAUUGGCCUAGAUAGAUAGACAUCCUAGAUUUAAAAUAGUACCACCUUAAAGGUAUGUUGAAAGGUAAAAUAAAUCAUUUCAAAAUACUUAACUUUCCCAGUAAGAAUGUUAAGUUUUCUUCUCUUUCAUUAGCUGGCCAUAAGUCAAGGUCCUUAUAACACUAGGAAAUUACCUGUUUUUACUUUCAAAAUUGCAUUAUAGUGAAUUACUGUUUACAAAAUACACAUACUGUGAACAGAUAUAAGUUUCUGUCUUUUAUAAGAUUGUUUGUAGAAUGAAUGUUUUUUUUAAGUGAGUAUUAUAUGUUAAAUAUUUUAAGUUUUUUAUAAAUACUAGUAACUGUUUACUAAUUUUUGUUUGGUCAAGUGCUUGUAAAUGUCGCUGAAAGAAGAUAGGGAGAAACUGCAGAUCCCCAACUGUUCCCUUUUUCAUUUCUUGAAAUGUUACCACUACAGAUACUUUUUUUUUUUUUUAAGGUAAAUGAUCAGUUGUGAUGUGCUGUACCUAAAAUCAUGUUUAAUUGUAUAAGGAAACGUUUAAAUACACAUAUACAGGAAGAAAACUGUAGACGAAGUAUGUGUGUGUGAUUCAGUCUGAUUCACAGAAUUCUGAGAGUAAUAUGGAAUAGAACAACUCCACUUAGAUGAUAACUGAAGCAUUUCCUGCCUUGUGAAAAUUUGGAUAUUAAAUUGCUGUUAGAAUGGGAAAUUUGGACACUUUAUAUCAUUGUAUAAUUUCAGAAUUUAGUUACUGUAUCUUUUGGAAAACAUGAUUAUAGCAAAAACAUAGAAAAUAAGUAAUCUAUUACUAAAACACCAUAAAUGUAAAACUAGUAUGCUUGGCUGUUAACUCUAAAGAUGUUACUUAUGUCUGUUUUUAAAACAUGCAUGUAUUUAACAAUUUUAUCAUAGUAUUGUCAUGGAAAAAAUAAAUAUAUUUUCUUACAUCUUA